Molecule: messenger RNA, 1371 nt
Organism: Drosophila nasuta
Lineage: Eukaryota; Metazoa; Arthropoda; Insecta; Diptera; Drosophilidae
Source: RefSeq, a predicted model, not a curated record
UUCACCACCGGAGUCGAAGAUCCAAUUAUGAAGGUGGUCAACAAAGUGCUGCUGGCCAGGCACUAUUACUUCAGUGUAUUUAUGAUGAUGGAUAAGAUUGGAGACAUGGAGCCUGUCUAUGAGAUGUGUCGCUUUCUAGGCGAGUAUCAGUUUGAGAAUUCGCUGCUGUAUUUCGAAUCGAUGGAUGGAAGUAAUCAGCUCUUUGGCACCGCAAGAUAUCCCGCAAAGCAAAUUGAGAAUCGCACAGAUCUCACAAGGUAUUUCCAAUGUAAACGCAGGGAAAUGGUUUACGCUCAAAUGGAUGUGAAAGGUUUCAGUUUUGCGACACCAUUGCGAGAGGACGCCCCACAUUUAUUCGAGGUUGGCGGACACUAUGAGGGCAGCACCUAUCGCAUCAUAGAAACAUUUGUUCAGCAUCUCAAUGGAAGCUUCACUAAGCUGGAACUACCCAAGGAUGCACUUGGCGGUCAGGUGGUUAAUAUGAAGCUAACCCUGGAGCUGGUGCGUCAACGUCGCAUUGAGUUCUCCGCCCAUGCCUACGCGCUCUUCAGGUCCGAUGAUGAGCUGGAGAAGAGCUAUCCUCUGCUCGUGGUGCGCUGGUGUUUGAUGGUGCCGUUGUACAACAAGGUCUCCACUUAUUUGUAUGCUGUGCAGCCCUUCUCUGGCGUUGUGUGGUUCUUCGUGGUUGGCGCUUUUGUGGCUCUGCUGUCGCUGGAGCUGCUCUGGAUUUGGCUGUCCUCGGACAGUGCUGCAGAAUCCUUCAUUGCCGCCUUGCUCAACUCUUUCUGCUACAUAAUCAAUAUAGCAACAGGUCGGCAGUUGAUGCAGCCAUCAAUACUGCGAAUUCUGCUUUUAGUCACCGUCUUUUUCCAUGGCUUCUUCUUGUCUGCGUACUACACUUCGACACUCGGCAGCAUUCUGACUGUGAAUCUGUUUCACGCUCAGCUCAACACAAUGGAUGAUCUGGUGGAGGCGCAACUGCCAGUUAUGAUCAUCGACUAUGAAUUGGAGUUCCUUUUGGAAAUGCAGUCUGAUCUUCCGACGGAGUUUCGCAAACUUCUACGACCUGUGGACAGCGGAGUUUAUGCUCAGCAUCAGAUGGCUUUCAACAGCUCGUAUGCUUACUUUGUGACCGAGGAUACUUGGCAGUUUUUGAAUGAACAGCAGCGGCACUUGAAGCAGCCUCAUUUCAAGUUUAGCGACAUUUGCUUUGGUUCCUUCCACCUUACCUAUCCCAUGCAGAUGGACUCAGACUACUGCACAUUUUGCGUGCACUCCUCUGGGCUGCCUAAUUAUUAUGCCAUAAUUAUUAUUGCCCCCUCCUUUCCUAUUCAGCAACUAACAUACGUACAUAGCUUAUAUAUAAAUUAA